Messenger RNA from Papilio polytes (common Mormon), 546 nucleotides. Its product is annotated as cholinesterase 1-like. NCBI's taxonomy places the organism in Eukaryota, Metazoa, Arthropoda, Insecta, Lepidoptera, Papilionidae. The transcript has a single exon. The annotation marks the transcript as partial. The record is from RefSeq and is a predicted model, not a curated record.
UACCUCAAUGUAUUCUCUCCGAAUAUAACACCGUCCAAACCGCUGCCGGUCAUGGUUUGGAUUCACGGAGGAGGUUUAACAAGCGGAAGUGGUUCCGAUCAGAUGUACGGACCAGAUUACUUAGUAAGAAAUGAUGUUAUUCUCGUCACACUUAACUAUAGACUCGACGUUCUCGGAUUUCUUUGCCUGGACACGGAAGACGCAGCGGGUAAUGCCGGCAUGAAAGAUCAGGUUGCUGCACUUAGAUGGGUACAAAAGAAUAUAAGCAACUUUGGAGGAGAUCCUAACAACGUUACAAUUUUCGGAGAAAGUGCCGGAGGUGUGAGUGUUUCCUUCCACCUUUUGUCACCUAUGAGCAAAGGAUUGUUUAAGAGAGCCAUACCACAAAGUGGACAGGCUAUCACUUGUUGGGGAACUAAUUUUAGGACUACAGAAAGAUCAUUCCAAUUAGCUAGGGAACUAGGAUGUACUUCAAAAGACGUAAACGAAGUAUUGAAAUUUUUAAAAGCACAACCUGUUGACGCACUUAUUAAUAAAUACGUCACA